GUGAUGCGCCCAACACACACGCUCGCUCGCUCACUUACUCACUCACUCACUCACUCACACACACACACACACACACACACACACAAAACCGGUACAGCGCUGGGAUCCGACUGGUCACGUGAAGCAGGACGCGGAACUGGUCCCGCUGAGGUCGGGCUGGUCACACGCCGGUGUGUCAGCGCAGUUAGCACGUCGGCUAGCGCGGAGGCGCGAGAGUGGAAAGCCGGAGCCCUGCUCGGCGAACCCGGGCUAUUUUUCUAGACUAACGGGCGCGGCGCGGUCAUCUGUGCGUAGCACCUUCUCCCCGGUCGCCUGCUGCGUCAGUCGCUUGGGUUUGUUGGAAAACAACGUAAACAGGGGCGAAGUGAGGGGCCGUGCGGGGCGGAAGUGUCAGCGGGACUCAACGACAACGGGAGACUGACUCACUCACGCGUACCGGGGAGGUUUCUGCUCGUAGGGCCGGAGAGCAGGCGCUUCCUCCCCGCACAGCGAUCCCGAGCGCGACUCGCCGCUGUGACAGCGCUGUGUUUUGUAAGCGCACCGGAGCGGGCCGAGCGGUGAGGCAGCCCGGCGCCCCGACUGUGUGUGUGUGCGCUGACACAGGACAGGACUCGGGAGCUGGGCUGCAGGUGCCGAUCCCCGCUCAGGCCGAAGAGCCUUGUGCCAGACACGCGGGACCGCGAUGGGAUCCGACCCGGUGACCUCCUGUCCUGCCUUGCGCCAACUCUGAGCCCCCUGGUAGCACAAGGACAAUGAAUCUCCACCAAGUCCUCACAGGGGCGGUCAACCCUGGGGACAACUGCUUCGCUGUGGGGAAUAUCAAUGAGGAGCCCUUCACGGCCUACGCAUCGGGCUGUGACAUUGUGGUCCUCGGCAGUGACUUUGAGCGCCUGCAGAUCAUUCCUGGGGCCAAACAUGGCAACAUCCAGGUGGGCUGCGUGGAUUGUUCCCUGCAGGGAGGCCAGAUCGCAGCCUCGUAUGGGAACGUUGUGUGUGUCUUUGAACCCGUUCCUCUUUCGGACCCGAAGGAAAAGACACCACCGAAGCUGAACUAUCAGUGGCAGAAAAGCGGACAGUUCAUUUUGGAUUCUGCUGCGCUCAACCUAGCAUGGGACCCCUCAGGUACAUAUCUUCUGACUGGAUCCACUAGUCUCCAGUUGUGGUCCAUUGACCGCGCCAGCGUGAAUUCUGAAGCAAAGGAGUCCUUGAGUUUUGAAAUUCCCCGAAGCUCCUGGAAAUGUGUCUGGCAAUGCAAGACUGCAUCCCCCGUUCAUCUGAUAAAGUUUUCUCCAGGCGGGGAUUUCUUUGCUACAGCUGGGCAGGACGACUGCUUGGUCAAAGUGUGGUACAGCACCAGCCGGUGGCAGUCAGGCGGAGCCACGUUGUUCACGCCCCCAGAGCCGUUUUCACAUGGUGAGAUGGACUUCUCCUUCAUUUACCUGGCCCAUCCACGGUCCGUCACUGGUUUCUCCUGGAGGAAGACGAGCAAAUACAUGCCAAGGGGUUCCGUGUGCAAUGUCCUGCUGACCUGUUGCAAGGACAGCGUGUGCCGCCUCUGGGCUGAGACCCUGUUGCCAAGCGAUAGCGUGCUGUCACGGCCAACCCGCAGCUAUGGCAACAACGCAGGAGUGGAAGCGCAUCGAUCUGCAGGCAUCACCGAAAAGCUGUCCUCCAACAUCCAAACGCAGAGCAGGAGCACCCUGGAGUUGAACCUGAAGGACACCUGGAGAGGUCCAGAGAGAAGCCUAGGCCAGCCUGCACACACAGGCUUCCUCCCACACCAGCAAGACCGGCACCAAGCCCAUCGGGCCAACAUGACUCUACAUGCCAAUGCGCUCUGCCACUUCCACAUUGCGGCCAGCAUCAACCCUGCCACAGACAUUCCGCUUCUCCCAUCCAUCUCUUCUCUGAGCACGGCAGACGAUGAUGAGUUGGGUGGACCUUUCACCGUGCAUUGGCUUAACAACAAGGAGCUUCACCUGACUCUGGCUAUGGAAGUCUUCCUGCAUCAGCUGCGCAGUACUGUUGAGCAGCAGAGCCAAGAACAGGCCAGCCAGUCAGAUGAGGAAUUUCGAUCUGAUGAAGACGAGCUCCCGAUUUCCCCUACGAAGGAGAAGAAGGGAAAGGGACAGGGGGCUCUGAUGGGCAUCCCACUCCCUGCAGCUGCCGUGGACCACCAGAUGGCACUCCUGCUGGAGGAAUGGAACAAGGGUGCUGACAUGCUCUUUAGCAUCCACCCCAUGGAUGGCUCCCUGCUGGUGUGGCACGUGGACUGGCUGGAUGAAUACCAGCCAGGGAUGUUCCGUCAGGUGCAGGUGUCAUUUGUGUCUCGGAUCCCUGUUGCCUUCCCAACGGGUGACGCCAACUCGCUGAGCCGCAGCGUAGUGAUGUAUGCCUGCAACAAGAACGUAGAUCUGGCCAUCCAGCAGGGUCGCCAGCAGGGGCGCCAUCGGCCCACCCGUCUCCCCCACUCCUCCUCAGCGCUGAUCAGCUCUGGCCACAGCAAGAACUCGGGCCUGCGACUCAGCAUCUUCACACCCAACGUGCUAAUGAUCUCCAAACACGCUGAUGGCUCACUGAACCAGUGGGCCGUCAGCUUUGCUGAAGAGUCGGCCUUCUCCACCGUGCUCAGUGUCUCCCACAAGUCGCGCUACUGCGGCCACCGCUUCCACCUCAAUGGCCUGGCCUGCCACUCGCUGCUGCCCCUGCUCCUCACCACCUCACACCAUAACGCGCUGCGCACUCCUGAGGUGGACCAUGCCCAGAACGGCUCCUUCCCUGGCUGCCCCAACAGGUCAUCUCUGGAGGCCGUCUCCCAGGACCCCAAUGCCAUCUACAGCGAGCUCAUCCUAUGGCGGGUGGACCCUGUGGGGCCGCUCUCCUUCUCAGGGGGUGUCUCUGAGCUGGCUAGGAUCAACUCAUUACAUGCCUCUGCCUUCUCUAAUGUGGCCUGGCUGCCCAUUCUGAUCCCUAGCCACUGCCUGGGUGUGUAUGGAAACUCGCCCAGUGCCUGCUUCAUAGCUAGCGAUGGCCUCUCCCUGCGGCUGUACCAGGCUGUCAUUGAAGCCAAAAAACUGCUGAGUGAGCUUUCCAAUCCUGAGAUAUCGAAAUAUGUUGGCGAAGUGUUCAAUAUCAUCAGUCUACAGUCAACUGCUAGGCCUGGAUGUAUCAUCGCACUAGAUGCCAUUACAGAUUUUCAAGGGAAGAAGACCCAGCUGCUGCACGUGUUUGAAGAGGACCUAAUCUUGAGUAAUGAGACCCCUGACCCCAGCAUCUCAACUUCAGGCCGCAUAGCCUCAGGUCAGUCUGGUUUCUCUGCACGGUUCUUCCUGGUGGUGAUGGAGUGUACGCAGAGUGGACGAAGCCUGCUACACAUGUGGCACCUGCAGCUGGCUGCACAGCAGGUCAUCGUGGAUGAACCCCCGGUCUCCUCCAAUAGGGAUAGCACAAACAGCUCACAUUUCAGCUUCUCCCCGGAGAGGCUCAGCACCCUGAAACCUGUGUCUAGCACAUCAAACCUGCAGACAGCCUGUCGCCUCCAGCUGGUCUCCCACAGGGUGUACAGUCAGGAGCUGGAGCUACCAGAGGGCGUGGAGGUCAUCCAGGUCACCCCCUCGGCAGGGCAUCUGAGCUCUUCCUCCUUACAGCCUUCGAGCCGUGCUCCUUACCUACUUGCAACUUCCUGCUCAGACCACAAGGUGAGGUUUUGGCGAUGCCGAGUGGAGCUUGGCGACCCAGCGUAUGUAUGGGAGGAGUGGCCUCUCCUGGUGCAAGCAGGCUUGGACAGCGGCAGUGCCCUUAAUGUGCCGGGGCGGCCUCUUCACGUGAGCUGCUGCCAUACCGGCCGUGUGGCGGUGGCUUACCGAAGGGAUCCUUCCACAUCGCUGGGCCUCAGGGACUCUUCAACAUUGGUGAGCAUCUUUCAGUGUGAGUCUACUGGCGGGUCGCAGUGGCUGCUGGAGCAAACACUGAGCUUGGAGGACACAACUCCAGUGCAUCCUGACAAGGUGACAAAUAGGCACGGGGUCCCGGUGCUGCACAGUAACCAAGAGAUGAUCAUGCAGACAGAGGUAAGCCCUGAGUCCAACACCAGGAGUCUGGUCCACCUGGACUGGGUCUCCAGGGAGGAUGGAUCACACAUCUUAACAGUGGGCAAUGGGUCCAAGCUGCAGAUGUAUGGACUGCUGUCUGGAAAGCCUCCGGAGCUGGGGCUGAGAGAAGGAUGGAGGGAGGGCUCCUCACAGCAGAACUCCUCCCGACUGGUGCUUUUACGUUGCGUGGACUUGGUGUCCUCGGUAGAGGGGGCCCUGCCCAUCCCUGUUUCACUGUCCUGGGUGAGGAACGGCAUCCUGGUGGUGGGCAUGGACUGUGAGAUGCACGUCUAUUCCCAGUGGCAGCCCCCAGCACUCGCCAAGCCCCCAUCGGUGGCAGGUGAUGUGGACACAGGUAGUGUGAUCUCCCUCAUAGCUGCAGUGCGCCAGGGUCCAGAGGAGGCGCAAACUGCCCCACCACCCAGACGGAACCUGACCCGGUCCAUGACUAGCCUCGCCCAGAAGCUGAGUGGAAAGAGAACGGCAUACGACCUCCCACCGGAGAUGGAGGAUUGCGGGUUGUUUGAGGCAGCACACCACCUGUUCCCAACCCUCCCACAGUACCAUCCUGUGCAGCUAAUGGAGCUGAUGGACCUGGGCAAGGUACGCCGGGCCAAAGCCAUUCUCUCUCACCUGGUCAAGUGCAUCGCGGGUGAGAUCGUGCCGCUUCAGGACAACUCAACUAGCCAGGAGCGUCGGCUUCGCUCGCUCUCCAUCAGUGCAAGCGGCAGCACUGCGCGUGACCCCAAGCUCUUCAACAACACUGAAAACCCCGACUACACUGAGAUUGACUCUAUCCCACCCCUGCCCCUCUAUGCCUUACUGGCAGCUGAUGAGGACAGCUCUUCUAAACCUAAGGACAAGGCACCCGUCACCUCUAUGGGAAGCACAGCUCGCGGCUCGUCAGAGCAGACUGACACUUACAAUGAGCUCUUCCAAGACAACAGUGUGGUGAGCGAACUGGAUCCCCUGGACAGUGACCAGGAAGACAGCGGACCCAAAGUAAUCGACCUCUCUCAGUACGGUCCCACAUUCUUUGGGCCAGAACACACCCAAGUUCUGUCCAGCCAUCUCCUGCACUCCAGCUUGCCGGGCUUAACCCGCAUGGAGCAGAUGUCCCUCAUGGCCCUGGCCGACACCAUCGCCACCACCAGCACUGACAUUGAGGAGAGCCGAGAGAAACACAAAGGUGGAGAGACCCUGGAUGAAUGUGGACUGAAGUUCCUCCUGGCCGUGCGCUUACACACCUUUCUGCUCACAUCCUUACCGCCAGCCCACCGCGCACGACUCCUUCGUCAAGGCCUAUCCACGUGUCACUUUGCCUGGGCCUUUCACUCCGAAGCUGAGGAGGAGCUCCUCAAUAUGCUGCCAGCCCUGCAGAAGGGUGAGCCCACCUGGCCGGAGCUGCGGGCCAUGGGUGUCGGCUGGUGGCUACGCAGCACCAGCAAGCUGCGCAGGUGCAUCGAGAAGGUAGCAAAGGCAACUUUUCAAAGGAACAACGAUCCCCUGGAUGCAGCCAUCUUCUAUCUGGCGCUGAAGAAGAAAGCAGUGGUCUGGGGAUUAUAUCGGUCCCAGAAGAACGCCAAGAUGACAGCAUUCUUCAGCAAUGACUUCAACGAGGACAGGUGGAGGAGGGCAGCCUUGAAGAAUGCCUUCGCCCUUUUGGGGAAACAGCGGUUCCAGCACUCAGCUGCCUUCUUCUUGCUGGCUGGCUCCCUGAAGGAUGCCGUGGAGGUCUGUCUGGAGAAGAUGCAUGACCUCCAAUUGGCACUGGUGAUCUCCCGACUCUACGAGUCAGAGUUUGAGGCCUCCUCCACCUACAAGCUCAUUCUGCAGAGGCACGUUCUGGGUCGUGAGGCCCCUACUGAGAUCCACCAGGACCCUUUCUUGCGCAGUAUGGCCCAUUGGAUUCUGGAAGACUAUGGCUUGGCCCUGGACACCCUGCUGGUGCAGCCAAGCCCACAAUCUGACAUGAUCCCAGGUAGCAUAGCCAUUCUGUCUCCAGGUCACCCUGAGGUCUUCAACUUCUACACCUACCUACGUACACAUCCUUUGCUGCUGCGGCGGCACUUCCAGUCCUCUGAGUCAAAGUCAUCCUCCAGGGUUGGCCUGAGUGCGGAGGGCAGGCUUGCUGACUCAAUCAGCCUGGUGGAACGUAGACUAUUUUUCACAGCCGCCUAUGCCCAUUUUCAGGCUGGCUGCCCUAUGCUGGCCCUUGAGGUCCUCUCCAAGAUGCCCAAGGUGGUAAGAAAGUCCAAGCUGCCACUGAGCCAGGAGGACCCAGUUGUUUCACCCGGUACCAGAGACUCCCUGCUAUCUGCAGAUGCCAGGCAGGAUCGGGCCUCGGACUUGGACUGGUCCCACCCAGUGGUCAACGGGUACGAGUCAGUCUCAGACGGCCUGUCCAACAGCCAGUCUGACUCGGCACUCAGUUUUGACUGGAGCCAGCCCUCGUUGACUAUGCAGGAUGGGCCCUUGGAGCUCAAGUGGGACAGCGAGUCGGAGGACGAGGAGUCUGGGCUGGCCAUGAAGAACAUCCACAUGGAGACCGCUAUCGCUUCCAAAGACAUGACAGAUUCCUCUUCGCCAGCGGAAACAGGCAGUGGUUUCACGGACGCUGAUAUCGUCGCUCCCUCAGAAGACAUCCUGACGGCUCAGCUGAAGUUCAUGGCUUGCCUAAAAAUUCUUACAACUGAAUUACGGACGCUGUCAACGGGCUAUGAGCUGGACGGCGGCAAGCUGCGCUACCAGCUGUGUCACUGGCUGGAACGCGAGGUGGCAGCACUCCAGAGCAGCUGCGGCUAUAACGCCGAUCUGCAGGGGGUGACAGAGGGAAUAGUAGGCGACUCAAGUUGCGACGGGCCAGUGGAGGAAAUGGAGAGUGGGACAGGAACAGCAGGCGGAUUUGCAGAGCUACAGAGGCGGCGGCGACACUGGCUUCGUCAGAACCAGCCACUGCUGCGCAUGUUCCUUAGCUACUGCAGCUUGCACGGCUCGCACGGUGGCGGCCUGGCCUCCGUCCAGAUGGAGCUCAUCCUGCUCCUGCAGGAGUCACAACAGGAAGAUCCACCAAAGUCAGCUGCUUUCAGCCUGCUCCAGCCUAAGUCCUCCAUCCCUCUCCUGCUAGCCUGCACAGCCAGCGCCAAGACAGUGGUGGCCAAUCCCAUCGUGCACCUGAGCAACCUCACCCAUGACAUCCUGCACACAAUCAAUGCCCUGGACUCACCCCCCCACCCCAGCAUCAUCAACAACAAGAUCUACGUGAUGCACACCCUAGCAGCAUCUUUGUCCGCUUGCAUUUACCAGUGUUUGUGUGAUGGGCGCAGCUUCAGACAAGCCAACCAUUUCACCGGGACCGUGUACCAGAGCUUCCUGCUCUCCCAGCAGCACCCGGCACGAACCGUGAGCAUGGACGAGGCCGUCCUUCCGAACACGUCCCCAGCACAGUGGCCAGGUAUAUUGACACUGGUGCGACUGCUGAGCUCGGCGGGGGAGGAGACGCAGCCGGGCCUCACAGUCCUGCUGUGCGAGGUGCUCACAGCCGUGUACCUCAGCCUGUUUGUGCACGGCCUUGCCACGCACUCCAGCAACGAGCUCUUCCGCAUCGUGGCCCACCCACUCAACAGCAAGUUGUGGGCCGCUGUAUUCGGGGGCGGAGCCCGUGUGCCCAUUGCAGACAAGCGCAGCCCCUUCAGGCUGCCAUCUGGCGACGACUUGGACAGGAAGUCCAAGCGCUUCCACUUGCGUUCAUCGAGGAGCACCUCCGCAGAGAGUCCCCAGGGUCCCCCAAGCCCUGUUGUGGAGCAGGAGACCUCCAUCUUCAAGGAGGAAUUUGUGCCCCCUGAGCUCAGCAUCUGGGAUUACUUCAUUGCAAAGCCGUUCCUUCCGCCCUCCGAGAGCAGGGUAGAGUAUGAUUCUGAGGAGAGUCAGGGCAGUGAAGGUGAGGAAGAGGAAGAAGAUAUUUUUGAUUCCAAUGCUCUGCUUCAAGAACAUUCCAACCCCAACUCAUACAGCUGGUGUCUAAUGCGAUUGGCCAUGGUGCAGUUGGUGUUGGUCAACCUGAAGUCCUUCUACCCCAUGGCAGGUCACGACCUUUUAGACCUGCCAGUAUGCUCCCCACUGUGCCACAACGUGCUCAAGACUCUCCAACGUUGGGAACAGUUGCUGCAGAAGAGGCUAGAGAUCUUUGGUGGCCCACCACUUAAGUACAUCUCGACACACCCUCUGGAUGAAACUCCAGCAGCGGGUCCUGCCCUCCUCCGCCACAAAGCCCUUUUUGAGCCAACUAACACCCCAUUCAGGUCAAGUCACCAUUCGGCACUGGCAGUCCGGAGGCUGUGGCAGUAUUUGGUCAAGCAGGAGGAGGUGCAGGAGACGUUCAUCCGCAACAUAUUCACCAAGAAGCGGGAUCCGAACGAGUCGGGUGAGGAGCACAGUGAAAGUAACAAAAAUUUGGAGGAGCCUAGCUUCAAUCAGGUGGAGACUGAUCUGGGAUACCCUGGGGGCAAGGCUAGAAUUAUCCACAAAGAGUCCGACAUCAUCACGGCCUUUGCAAUCAACAAGGCUAACCGCAACUGCCUGGUGAUUGCCUCGAGUCAUGACAUCCAGGAGCUGGAUGUGUCCUCCAUUCUGGCUACCCAGAUACUCACUUGGGUGGAUGAUGAAGCUGAGGCAAAAGGAAGUGAGGACUUCCUGGUUAUCCACGCUCGGGAGGACUUUGGUACCCUGCAAGGCACCACCCCAUACACUCACAGCAGCCCCGGCACCCCCAUCAACAUGCCCUGGCUGGGCAGCAUGCAGACGGGCCGCGGAGCCUCUGUGCUGAUAAAAAGAAACAUAAACAAUGUGAGACGGAUGACCUCCCAUCCAACCUUACCAUACUAUCUCACAGGUGCCCAGGAUGGCAGCGUGCGGAUGUUCGAAUGGGGUCAUUCUCAGCAGAUCAUCUGCUACCGGAGUCCAGGCAACUCCAGGGUCACACGCAUCAGGUUCAAUCACCAAGGAAACAAAUUCGGCAUUGUAGACGCAGAUGGAGUCCUCAGCUUGUGGCAGACCAACAUGACAGGGAACACACCUAAACCAUAUCUGACCCUGCAGUGCCACAACAAGACGGCUCAUGAUUUUGUCUUUGUGGGUUCUUCAUCCCUGAUUGCUACUGCUGGACUCUCCUCGGACAACAGAAACGUGUGCCUUUGGGAUACCCUGGUCACACCUGUCAACAGCCUGGUUCACGCCUUCACCUGCCAUGAGUCGGGGGCCACCGUUUUGUCUCUGGCCUCCAGGCAGCAGCUGCUGAUCUCAGGAGGCCGGAAGGGUUGGAUCUGCGUGAUGGACCUGCGGCUGCGCAGCCCCCGGCAGAGCUUCCAGGCUCACGACUCGCCCAUCAAGGCACUGGCGGUGGACCCCACGGAGGACUGCUUCAUCAGCGGCUCUGCAGAGGGCAACAUCAAGAUCUGGAGCCUGACCACCCAGGGCCUGCUGCACACUUUCUCCAGCGAACAUACUCGGCAGUCCCUCUUCCGGAACCUGGGCACGGGCGUGAUGCAGAUAGAGUCCGGUCCUGCUAACCACAUCUUCUCCUGCGGUGCCGAUGGCACCAUGAAGAUGCGCAUCCUCCCUGACCGUUAUGGCACUGGCAACAGCAACCCAAAGAACGAUAUUAAGUUCAUUAUGUAGUGCAUUUGUGCCGUGGGCCGUCUUGCCCACCCCCUCCAGCUGUAGCCCUUGGGUGGUGGCAUGCGAUUGGCUGCCUGGACCACAACUGUGCUGUUUACGUGACUGCCGAGGUUUCCAGUGAAAUGGACCUUUCUAACAGAACUGUGCUCUUAACAGUCAUUCUCAUUCUAGCAAAAUGAUCAAUUAUAGAUUCAGCGAAUAUAUAACAACUUUUUUGGAACUUGUAUAUAAAAUAUGUAUAAAAAUCUAUAUAUUUUUCCCCCUCAGUAAAAGAAUGAGAACAGGUACAGGCCUGGGUGGCUCACAGAAGCACACAUCACAGAAGAAGGAAGUUUGUACAGUGUAUAUGUAUAGAGAACAGAGGUCCGGAGGUAUUGCUCCAUUUCUGCCAUUGUUCAGCAUAUGCCAAUGCGUGUACCCUUCCUGCCAUGGCCGCAGCACUGUGUGGGAGGUGGAGAGCAGCUCUUGUCCCAGAGGCAGGGGCUGUGAAGGGUCCCUGCUCUCUGAAAGGUGCCCACGCUGCUGUCACGUGCUCUGGACACCCCACACACUGUGGUGUAAAAUUAAUGUAAAUAAAUGACAGAGCAACUAGAACUGCAGACCUGCUUCAUUGGGUAUUCAUGUAAAGGUAAGAAUUUUAAUAGCAUUUGUGUGAAAUACCAGUGAUAUUUAUUGUCAUAAGCAUAGGAGGUGUUAUCUUCAGUAAUUAUAGAGGCAGCAUGCUUUAGUCCUCAGAGUUCAGAAAUCUGAAUUUCCCCCCCCCAUCCUUUGUUGGAUUCAAUGACCUUGUGCCAUCUGAAUAAGUUGCACAUUUUUGAUGUGCUUGAGAUUAAAUUGUUUCAACAUUUAAUUUUUUUGUGAGCAUUUUCAAAUGUAGAAGGCUAAUAGCCACAAAGGGUUAAUCUGUAGUGAAUUAAUCUGCAGGACCUUGUACUGCACUGUAUUACUCAUUAUUAUGCCCUUCCUGACUGUUCUGGGACGUGACUUGGUGAGGUUCAAAACAAAAAACAUCCAAGCAGAACAAUCAGCAUUAGUUUUCAGUGCUUUUAGCCUUUAAUCUAUGAAUACAGUAUGUGCAUAGAUGAGUCUUUUAUAAUGGAUAUAUGGAAACCUUGUAAAUCAAAUUGUAUUAUAAAGAAAGGAUUACAAAUUGCUUUGAUGUAACAACUGCUGCUGUUAUUAAAAUACUGGUAUUUUGUGAGUAGCACAUGUAGAUUGUGGCCUUCUGAGUUCAGUUUACAUCUUGUUCUGAAUUACUGUCAAGUUCCUAGAAUGAACUAGAUAUCAGGGCAGCAUUGUUAUGGAUUUGCUGUGAAAGUGAAAAUAAUAAUGUAAUUCAGAAUUACAUUGUCAUUAGUGUGGUUAACCAUACAUGCUAAAGCUACUAUAGAGGUUAGUCCAUUCAUCUGUCCCAUGCAAGGUCACAGUGGUCAGGAGCCUCUUGUAGAAGUACAUCACAAGAC
Molecule: messenger RNA, 11230 nt
Organism: Scleropages formosus (Asian bonytongue)
Lineage: Eukaryota; Metazoa; Chordata; Actinopteri; Osteoglossiformes; Osteoglossidae
Gene: dmxl1
Product: Dmx like 1
Exons: 45
Coding region: 753-9767 (3004 amino acids)
Biological process (GO): vacuolar acidification
Cellular component (GO): RAVE complex
Molecular function (GO): protein binding
Source: RefSeq, a predicted model, not a curated record